This is a messenger RNA of Arvicanthis niloticus (Nile rat), 2642 nucleotides long. RefSeq names its product desmoplakin-like. Lineage: Eukaryota; Metazoa; Chordata; Mammalia; Rodentia; Muridae. Gene Ontology annotation, cellular component: plasma membrane; cytoplasm; intercalated disc. Gene Ontology annotation, biological process: cell-cell adhesion; skin development; wound healing. The record is from RefSeq and is a predicted model, not a curated record. Gene Ontology annotation, molecular function: structural molecule activity.
CUCCGCUCCGGCUCCCGCGCCCAGUCAGUCGCCGUCCCCGUCUCCGCCCUGCUGGAGCGCUGCGCCCUCGCCAGUCCUCCGCGUCCCGCGCUCCUCUCCGGGAGCCCCUCGCGUGCUCCGAGGCGACGCCUCGCGUAUGCCGCGGCGCUGAGCGGCUCUCUUGAGUGACCGCCGACAUGAGCUGCAACGGCGGCUCCCACCCGCGGAUCAACACGCUGGGCCGCAUGACCCGCGCGGAGUCCGGUCCCGACCUGCGCUACGAGAUGACCUACAGCGGUGGCGGCGGCGGGGGUGGCGGGGGCGGCGGCGGCGGUGGCACCAGCAGGAUGUACUACUCCCGGCGCUGCACGGUCAACGACCAGAACUCCGACGGCUACUGUCAAACCGGCACCAUGUCCAGGCAUCAGAACCAGAACACCAUCCAAGAACUUCUGCAAAACUGCUCAGACUGUCUGAUGCGGGCGGAGCUGAUUGCGCAGCCGGAACUGAAAUUCGGAGAAGGAAUACAGCUGGCCUGGAACAGAGAGCUGGAUGACUGUUUCACACAAGCCAACGAUCAGAUGGAGAUCAUAGAUGGCUUGAUCCGGGAGAUGAGACAGAUGGGCCAGCCCUGUGAUGCAUAUCAGAAAAGACUGCUUCAGCUCCAGGAACAAAUGCGAGCCCUUUACAAGGCCAUCAGUGUUCCUCGAGUCCGAAGGGCCAGCUCCAAGGGAGGUGGAGGAUACACUUGCCAGAGCGGCUCUGGGUGGGAUGAGUUCACCAAACGUCUCACGAGCGAGUGUCUGGGCUGGAUGAGGCAGCAGAGGGCAGAAAUGGACCUGAUGGCCUGGGGUGUGGACUCUGGCGCAGUGGAACAGCAUAUCAACAGUCACCGGAGCAUCCACAACGCCAUCGGGGACUACCGCUGGCAGCUGGACAAGAUCAAAGCAGAUCUGCGUGAGAAGUCAGCAAUCUACCAGUUGGAGGAGGAAUAUGAAAACCUGCUGAAAGCCUCCUUCGAGAGGAUGGACCACCUGCGCCAGCUGCAGAAUAUCAUCCAGGCCACUUCUCGCGAGAUCAUGUGGAUCAAUGACUGCGAGGAGGAGGAGCUGCUGUAUGACUGGAGCGACAAGAACACAAACAUCGCUCAGAAGCAGGAGGCCUUCUCUAUACGUAUGAGUCAACUGGAGGUCAAAGAAAAGGAACUCAACAAGCUUAAACAAGAAAGUGACCAGCUUGUCCUCAACCAGCAUCCAGCCUCUGACAAAAUUGAGGCCUAUAUGGACACUCUUCAGACACAGUGGAGUUGGAUUCUGCAGAUCACCAAGUGCAUUGAUGUCCAUCUCAAAGAAAAUGCUGCCUACUUUCAGUUUUUUGAAGAGGCCCAGUCAACUGAAGCCUACCUGAAGGGCCUGCAGGACUCCAUCAGAAAGAAAUACCCCUGCGACAAGAACAUGCCCCUCCAGCACCUACUGGAGCAGAUCAAAGAGCUGGAGAAAGAACGGGAGAAGAUCCUGGAGUACAAGCGUCAGGUGCAGAACUUGGUAAACAAGUCCAAGAAGAUCGUGCAGCUGAAACCUCGGAACCCAGACUACAGGAGCAACAAGCCCAUUAUUCUCAGGGCUCUCUGCGACUACAAACAAGACCAGAAAAUUGUACACAAAGGGGAUGAGUGUAUCCUGAAGGACAACAGACGCAGCAAGUGGUACGUGACUGGCCCUGGAGGCGUCGACAUGCUCGUCCCUUCCGUGGGCCUGAUCAUCCCGCCCCCAAAACCCCUGGCUGUGGACCUUUCGUGCAAGAUUGAGCAGUACUAUGAAGCCAUCUUGGCUCUGUGGAACCAGCUCUACAUCAACAUGAAGAGCCUGGUGUCUUGGCACUACUGCAUGAUUGACAUUGAGAAGAUCAGAGCCAUGACUAUCUAUAAGCUGAAAACGAUGAGACAGGAAGAUUACAUGAAGACCAUUGAAGACCUUGAGCUCCAUUACCAAGAUUUCAUCAAAAACAGCCAAGGCUCGGAGAUGUUUGGAGACGAUGACAAACGGAGGAUGCAGUCUCAGUUCACUGAUGCCCAGAAACAUUACCAGACCCUGGUCAUUCAGCUUCCUGGCCACCCCCAGCACCAGACAGUCACCAAAACUGAAAUCACUCACCUGGGUACCUGCCAAGAUGUCAACCACAAUAAAGUGAUUGAAACCAACAGAGAAAAUGACAAACAGGAGACAUGGCUGCUGAUGGAACUGCAGAAGAUCCGCAGGCAGAUGGAGCAUUGUGAGGCCAGGAUGACGCUUAAAAAUCUCCUGCUCACAGACCAAGGCUCCACACACCACAUCACCGUGAAAAUCAAUGAGCUCAAGAGCGUACAGAACGACUCACAAGCCCUGGCCGAGGUUCUCAAUCAGCUUAAAGACAUGCUUGCCAACUUCCGAGGGUCUGAAAAAUACUGCUAUCUGCAGAAUGAGAUAUUUGGACUAUUUCAGAAGCUGGAGAAUAUCAACGGGGUCACAGAUGGCUACUUAAACAGCCUGUGCUCUGUGAGAGCCCUUCUCCAGGCUAUUCUGCAAACGGAAGACAUGCUGAAGGUCUAUGAAGCGAGGCUGACAGAGGAGGAAACUGUCUGUCUGGACCUGGAUAAAGUGGAGGCUUACCGCUGCGGGCUGAAG